Molecule: messenger RNA, 1545 nt
Organism: Octodon degus (degu)
Lineage: Eukaryota; Metazoa; Chordata; Mammalia; Rodentia; Octodontidae
Gene: Hspa13
Product: heat shock protein family A (Hsp70) member 13
Exons: 5
Coding region: 57-1469 (470 amino acids)
Biological process (GO): vesicle-mediated transport; protein refolding; cellular response to unfolded protein
Cellular component (GO): nucleus; cytosol; plasma membrane
Molecular function (GO): misfolded protein binding; ATP binding; heat shock protein binding
Source: RefSeq, a predicted model, not a curated record
GGGGGCGGAGCCUUGCUUAAGGUCCAGUCAUCCCAAGCACCUUCGGCGGGACUGUAAUGGCCGGAGAGAUGACGAUCUUAGGAUCCGCUGUUCUGACUCUCCUCUUGGCAGGCUAUUUGGCACAGCAGUAUUUACCAUUGCCCACUCCUAAAGUGAUUGGCAUUGACCUAGGCACCACCUAUUGUUCUGUUGGAGUGUUUUUUCCUGGCACAGGAAAAGUAAAGGUGAUUCCGGAUGAAAAUGGUCAUAAUAGUAUACCCAGCAUGGUGUCCUUUACCGACCAUGAUGUUUAUGUGGGCUAUGAGAGCUUGGAGCUGGCAGACUCAAAUCCUCAAAACACAAUAUAUGAUGCCAAGAGAUUCAUAGGUAAGGUUUUCACCCCUGAAGAGCUUGAGAGUGAAAUGGGCAGAUACCCAUUUAAGGUGCUAAACAAAGAUGGAAUGGUUGAGUUUUCUGUGACAAGCAAUGAGACCAUCACUGUUUCUCCAGAAUAUGUUGGCUCUCGAUUGUUGUUGAAAUUAAAGCAAAUGGCAGAGGAAUAUCUUGGAAUGCCUGUCAUUAAUGCUGUCAUUUCUGUACCAGCAGAAUUUGACCUAAAACAGAGAAAUUCAACAGUUGAAGCUGCUAACCUUGCAGGACUGAAGAUCUUACGGGUAAUAAAUGAACCCACAGCAGCAGCUAUGGCCUAUGGUCUCCACAAGGCUGAUGUUUUCUAUGUCUUAGUAAUAGACUUGGGAGGAGGAACUCUAGAUGUGUCUUUACUGAAUAAACAAGGCGGGAUGUUUCUAACCCGAGCAAUGUCUGGAAACAAUAAACUUGGAGGGCAAGACUUCAAUCAGAGGUUGCUUCAGUACUUAUAUAAACAGAUCUAUCAAACAUAUGGCUUCCUCCCUUCUAGGAAAGAGGAAAUCCACAGGUUAAGGCAAGCUGUGGAAAUGGUCAAGUUAAAUCUGACUCUUCAUCAGUCUGCCCAGAUAUCAGUAUUACUAACUGUGGAGGAAAAGGACCGAAAGGAACCUCAGGGUGAAGACACUAAACCAAAGGACAAACUUACCUCAGCAGAUGGCCGCCAUGUGAACAGUGCAUUUGGACCUGGCCCUUCUGAAAAGAAAAGUAGAGAAAAUCAAGUUUUAUUUGAAACAGAAAUAUCCCGGAAGCUCUUUGAUACCCUCAAUGAGGAUCUCUUUCAGAAAAUCCUCGUGCCUAUUCGGCAAGUGUUAAAAGAAGGCCAUCUAGACAAGACGGAAAUCGAUGAGGUCGUUUUAGUUGGGGGUUCUACUCGUAUUCCUCGCAUCCGCCAAGUCAUUCAGGAGUUCUUCGGGAAGGAUCCCAAUACGUCUGUGGACCCCGAUUUGGCGGUGGUGACAGGAGUGGCCAUCCAGGCAGGGAUUGAUGGCGGCUCUUGGCCACUCCAGGUCAGUGCUUUAGAAAUUCCCAAUAAGCAUUUACAGAAAACCAAUUUCAACUGAAUUCUGCAGAAAUGAUGACUCUUUGUGAUUUUUGUCUAACGAUCUCUCCCUUUAACAAACCACCGGUUCCAAAAAA